GGCUCAGCUCUGGGCAGCUCCUCCCAGCUCUGCCUGCUCGGCCGCUGGCUCCCAGAGAACAGCAGGCUUCCUGGCAUGGGUCUGUGAACAGGUCUGAACCUCCUUGCACAUCUGCACAAUCGUCUGACACCCGACUUGUAUCCUUCACAGGAGGCCAGCAGGAAGGAUGGCCCAGAACAUGCUGACUGUGAAUGGAGUUGAUGUGGGCUCUAUGCUCUCCCAGCCCACCCACAUUGACAUCCACAUCCACCAGGAAUCCGCUUUGGCCCAACUGCUAAAAGCUGGGAGUUCCCUGGUGGAGCGCCUGUCUCACCGUCCUGCCAAGGCCAGGAUAGGCUACGGACAGCUGGCACUAGGGGUGACCCAGCUGUUGCUCGGGGCUAUCAGCUGUGCCCUCGGCGGGCUUCUCUACUUGGGACCCUGGAUUCAGCUGCGGGCCUCGGGCUGUGCCUUGUGGGCAGGGUCUGUGGCCAUUGCAGCAGGAGUUGGGGCCAUUGUCCACGAGAAGCGCGGGGGCAAACUCUCAGGCUGCGUAUCAGGUCUGCUCACUCUGGCUGGCAUUGCCACGGCCGUGGCCGCUGUCGUCUUCUGUGUGAAUAGCUUCAUCUGGCAAGGUGAUGGCUUCGACGACAUCAGCUCCGUGUGUGAUUCCUUAGUCCCUGUCACCCCCACCUCUUGGUACCAACGAAGAAGUUCCUAUUCAUCGUGGGAGGAGGAGAACUGCAGAAGAUACAUGCAAAUGCUGAUGGAUUUGUUCCUAGGAAUCCGUGCUCUGCUCCUGGCUAUCUGUAUCCUGCAGGUCAUUGUGUCCUUGGCUUCCCUGGGCGUGGGUCUUCGAAGCUUCUGUGGCCAGAGCUCCCAAGCCCUGCAGGAUGAGGAAGGGUCAGAGAGAAAUCUGCUGGGGGAGAAUUCAGUGCCUCCCUCCCCCUCCAAGGAGAAGACCACGGCUGUCAUUGUCCUGUGAGCAGCCAGAGACCCUUGCCUGGACCCUGCAUGUCCCUCCUGAAUAGCCCAGGGCCCCUCAGCACCCUGUCCCGCAGACUUGCUUCUGCUUUUCUUCUCCCCACCUUCACCCACUGUGGCCACUCCAGGGUCCUCCAUCAGUGAACAGGUAUUGCCACAUUUCCCUCAGUGCUGAUUAAACAGAAGCAACCCCAAAGAAUGAUUUUGUGCAGAAAAGAUGUAGUCUUCUUUUGUUAAUAUACCUGGUGCAUUGAUACUCAUGGAAUUAAAUGAGAAUUACGCGUGAGAUCCAGCCAGUCCAUCCUAAAGGAAAUCAGUCCUGAAUACUCAUUGGAAGGACUGAUGCUAAAGCUGAAACUCCAAUACUUUGGCCACCUGAUGUGAAGAGCUGACUCUUGGAAAAGACCCCGAUGCUGGGAAAGAUUGAAGGCCAGAGGAGAAGGGGACGACAGAAGAUGAGGUGGUUGGCUGGCAUCACUGACUCGAUGGACAUGAGUUUGAGCAAGCUCUGGGAUUUGGUGAUGGGCAGGGAGGCCUGGUGUGCUGCAGUCCAUGGGGUCGCAAAGUCUCGGACACGACUGAGUGACUGAACUGACUGACUGACGUAUUAUGUGGAAACCGGGUCUGAAUAAGACUAAAUUUUUGUUCUGCUCUAUA
Cervus elaphus (red deer) is the source of this 1620-nucleotide messenger RNA. It is a transcript of the gene TMEM176B, whose product is annotated as transmembrane protein 176B. The coding region runs from base 167 to 964 and encodes 265 amino acids. Gene Ontology annotation, biological process: negative regulation of dendritic cell differentiation. NCBI's taxonomy places the organism in Eukaryota, Metazoa, Chordata, Mammalia, Artiodactyla, Cervidae. Gene Ontology annotation, cellular component: membrane. The record is from RefSeq and is a predicted model, not a curated record. The transcript is spliced from 8 exons.